Messenger RNA from Aspergillus japonicus CBS 114.51, 765 nucleotides. RefSeq lists its product as uncharacterized. The annotation marks the transcript as partial. The record is from RefSeq and is a predicted model, not a curated record. The transcript is spliced from 2 exons. Lineage: Eukaryota; Fungi; Ascomycota; Eurotiomycetes; Eurotiales; Aspergillaceae.
UACACCACCCACCGCACCCUCACCGAUCUCGAACACAAAUACCCCGCCAUCCCCCCAUCGCAAGGCAGCACCGCGGCCCUGACCACCCCCACCAACCCCUCGACCCAACGCUGCGCCGAAAUCGACAUCUACCAGGCCCGCGUCCCGGUCCGGGCACUGUUGCGCGCGGAGGCGGCCAUCACUGCCUCCGCCGCCAUCACAGAGAAUCCCGCAGCCGACAACACCACACCCCCAAACGUAUCGCCAGCAACCCUCCAAAAAGCCUGGGCCCACCUCUUCCUCACCAGCCCGAUCCUCCAGACCGAAGCGAAGCUCAUCGGCCUGUGUACGCAGGGGACGUUCCACCCGGGGGAUGUCGGGCUCUCGGCCGGGGGGUUUGGGCCGGUGGCGGCGGACGGCGACAAUCAAAACAACACCGGGCACAAACGCCAACUCAUCAACGGCGGCUUCACCGUCGAGCGGACCCCCGAACACCCCGGGGGUCUGCUGGCCAGUUGGCAGGUGCCGGACGGGGCGCGGAGGUUCUUUGAGUCCCUCGCUCACUGGGGGUAUCCGUGUCGGUUGAUGAGUGGGGGGCGGCAUGAGUGGGGGGUUUCGGAGGUUUAUUUUGUCAAUUCGAAGGGGAAUGGGGAAGGGCAAGGGCAAGGGGAAUGGGUGGUGGAUGUGCGGUUCGGGUCGGCGCACGACUAUGAGAUUGUGGCGGCGGAGGGCGAGCGACAGAAGGUCGUGCCGCGGUGGGUGGGCCGGUUGCAUCGGGGGUAUGCG